This is a messenger RNA of Phytophthora sojae, 651 nucleotides long. RefSeq lists its product as hypothetical. Bases 1 to 651 code for a protein of 216 amino acids. NCBI's taxonomy places the organism in Eukaryota, Oomycota, Peronosporomycetes, Peronosporales, Peronosporaceae. The transcript is spliced from 2 exons. The record is from RefSeq and is a predicted model, not a curated record. Gene Ontology annotation, molecular function: nucleic acid binding.
AUGUACACGGUGAAGCAAACGCAUCAAGACAACGACUACCGCAACCUGCCCCACAACAAGAUCCUUCGACGCGACUACGUAGUCAACCUGAUUGCCUACAAAGCUGAAGGUAAGAAAAUAUUUUAUGUUGACGAAACUAACUUUAACUUCAAAGGGUCAAACAUCCACGUCAUUGCGUGCAUCUCUGAGGACGGGUUGGCGUACUCGGAGAAGCGCUUUGGCUCCUAUACGUCGGACGAGUGCAACAAGUUCAUUCGGCGGCUGCUGAGGCACAUCGGUCAGACCACGCCCCUCGACAACAUCGUGCCCGUCUGUGAUAAUGCGCCCUGUCACACAAGCAUCGAGGAGGUGUUCGACGAAGAAGAGUUCGCACCCGCCAAGCUGCUGCGCCUGGGGCCCUACUCGCCAAUGCUCAAUCCGAUUGAGAACUGUUUUUCCACUUUCAAGUCCAUGGUCAAGUGCUUCCUGGCGCGCCACCGCCAAGCCAUCCUCCAAGUGCCGCCUCAUCUCACGAUCAAGCAGCACCGCGAAGGGUACCUCAAGAUGGCGGCAGAUCUACUUGUGGGUGAGGCAAUCACUCCCUACAUCUGCUACAAGUGCACGUUGCACACGAUGAAGUUCCAUGCGAGAGCCAUGCCAGUUGGCGAGUAA